AUGGGCCGACGUCGACCUCAGGAGUCUGAAAAGACUCAGAGGUUGUCUUUAACUGAGCUGGCCGCCCAUGACGACGUUUGUUCCGACGCGUUAAUCGAUAAUGCAUACUACAAGGCAAAGAUACGGAAGAAUCGAACGAAACACAUUCCAAUCCGCGGUAUCAAGGAGGACGAGGUUCCCAGGAUUCUUCUGCACAAAGUCAUCGUCGAGAAAGACAUAGUGGCCGCCGAGAAAGCGUUGCUAGCACUCCCUGGACUUAAAAGGUACAAGAAGAGCCUACGCACAAAGUCGGAACAAGAGCACUUCCUCAGCCAUCUUCGCAAGUACAUUGCCAUGUACCAGACCGACUGUCCUUGGGAGGUUUCUACCACGAACAGGUACACCAUCACGACCUACGAGGCGGCUGUGACUGCUCGCCGGCGGAUUCGACAGGGUGACACGGUCAAAUAUCUGACUGGCACGCUCGUACCUUUGACCACGGAAGAAUCUGCCGAUUUGGACAUGACUAAUCGUAAUUUCAGUAUUGUGGUAUCGGCUCGGAAGAAGAACACUUGUAUCUUCCUUGGACCUGCCCGCUUUGCCAACCAUGACUGCAAUGCAAAUGGCCGUCUGGUCACACGAGGAGAUGACGGGAUGGAAGUGGUCGCCGUGAAAAACAUUGAUGUUGGAGAUGAGAUCACUGUGUCAUACGGAGAUGACUACUUUGGCCCUGGCAAUAUCGAUUGUCUCUGCCAUAGUUGUGAAGAACUUGAACGUAAUGGUUGGACAUCUAAAACAGCCUUCCUCAGUUCCGACAGCCAAACUUCAACGCCUGGCCCCGAGCCACAACCAAGUCCUCAAACUCGCGCUCUAAAGCGGAAGCGAGGGUCGGAAUUGUCUUCGUAUUCGUCGUCGGCACCACCUCCUUCCAAACACCUGAAAGCCACACAGUCUCCUUCCAAACUACAACACUCAUGGACUCCUCCAGGAAGCGCUCUGUCCGAUUCAGAACUAGAAACAGGUGCGAGAGAGAUUGGAGAUACUACCGAGCAACAAACAAGUCCAAGUCCACCAAAACAGUCGACACUCUCGCCGCCUCCCAGCCCGGCCCAACUGGCAGACCUCGACAUGCUCGAAGCCCCAACUGUACCCGAGGAACCUCCACGGAAAUCUGAACCCCAGCUGCCUUCACCAAAAUCAAUGGCCAAAAAGGGGCCACGGGAAAGCAAAAUGACUGCUAGGCUAUUGGGUAAAUUGUCAGCUCGUGCACCCAUAUCGCCCGCUCCAACCUCACCUUCGAGCCAUGGUUCGACUUCUGAUUCCACAACCUUAAACCAAGCGACCCCUUCUGUGUCAUAUACCCUUGCUCCCGUCACAAUCAAAGUCGAAUCCGUGGAAACCACCAAAGUUGAAGCUGAUGAAGAUACCAUCGUCGUGGUCACAACCCGACCGACCCCGGCAAUGUCAAGCGAGCAAUCCAUGAGCGCAGAUGAGCAGCAAGCUGAGGCGACUAUUCCUCUCGAGCCAGAUCAGACACCGAUACCUCAUGUAGUUUCGACUCUCACCACGACCACCGUCACCAAGGAUGUGCAGGUACUGGACGAAGCCAACAGUCGCAAUCCAGAAGCCAGUGUGUUGCCUUCGAUAGAGCCCGUAAGCAAUUCAACCACUGUGGCCACCCUGAGCGUCCACCCUGUCACCGGCACGAUCCGUAUCGCAGGCGAUUACAUCUUGACACGAAAAUUACUUGCUCAACCACAUGAUCGGUGGGUGCAAUGUCACAAUAGCUUGUGUUUUGGUUUCUUCAUUCAGCCGAAUGGAUAUCAAACACGACGCGAGUGUCCUCGUUGUGAACGGCACAGCAUGCUGUAUGGCUUCCCUUGGCCCAAGACUGACCCAGAUGCACGCAAACUCCUCGAACGGACAGGACGUGGCAAGAAAGAUGCUGUCGAAUAUAGUGCAUACAGACGCAAAGGACGUUGCGGUAAGGGCACUUGGGUCGAAGGGGGUGGGGACGAAGAAGAAAGAGUGAUGGAUCAUCGUACCAUCCAUCGCUUCGUCCUACCGGAAGAGGAAAGGGAAAUUACCAGGAAAGGACUUCUCAAAGAAGCCGAAGAGGCCAGGGCUGCGGGAGAUCAUGUCCUUGCCCUUUUAGAAGCAAAAAUGCGAGCUGCUUCAAGAGGCAUGGGAACCGAAAGCGCAGCACGAGGGAGCGAAAGCGACAAUGGUUCGGCGACUCCUGAUGAAAACAGGAGAAGAAGUAAUCGGUUUGUGACGAGACCAGUCGCGGUGUAUACUGACAGGUAUUCACAUCGAGUUGUCUGA
Molecule: messenger RNA, 2304 nt
Organism: Exophiala spinifera
Lineage: Eukaryota; Fungi; Ascomycota; Eurotiomycetes; Chaetothyriales; Herpotrichiellaceae
Exons: 2
Coding region: 1-2304 (767 amino acids)
Cellular component (GO): nucleus
Molecular function (GO): histone H4K20 methyltransferase activity; protein binding
Source: RefSeq, a predicted model, not a curated record